Messenger RNA from Trichomonas vaginalis G3, 990 nucleotides. RefSeq names its product keratin-associated protein family. The transcript has a single exon. NCBI's taxonomy places the organism in Eukaryota, Parabasalia, Trichomonadida, Trichomonadidae. The record is from RefSeq and is a predicted model, not a curated record. Bases 1 to 990 code for a protein of 329 amino acids.
AUGAUGUCAUCAGAUUUGGAAAUUGAUUAUACAAGUAAGUGGUAUUACAUUAACAACAUGUAUUUUAUCCUACAAAAUGAUAAAAUUUAUAGAUCAUAUUCAAUACCACAAGGUCAAUUUGAACAAAUUUUUCAAGCUGAUGGAGACAUUGAAGCUUUAUGUUAUGCUUCAAAUGUUUGUGUUCUUGUUUCAGGUGGUAUGGUCUAUUCAUAUCCUGUAAGUUAUAACAGACAUAUUUAUUUAUCACGGGAUUUUUCAGAGGAUCCAGAGAAAACACCAAGUUGGGAAUUGGUUUAUUCAUUCACUCCAAAACUUACUCGAAAUUAUAGAUUUACAAAUUUAUUUUAUAUUGAUGGGUAUUUCAUUGCUUUUGGAUGUGGUGAUUUAGUAAAUAUCAGUAGUGAUGGAAGAAAUUGGUCUGAAAUCACAAAAUUUCAAGAUGUUAGAAAAGCAAUUUUCAAAAAUAAUAUGUUAAUAUUGAUGACAAGACCGGUUUUAAAUACUCACCCAGUUUCAAUAUUAUAUAAUAAAUUCAAUAUUCAUAAUGGAUUAAAUACAAUUCUUGAGAUGAUUUACCCCAUUGGUUCAAUAUAUACAUCAAUGAACUCAACAAAUCCAGCAAGCGUUUUAGGUUUUGGUACAUGGCAGCAGAUUGUAGAUAAAUUCUUAUACUGUGCUAACUCUUCAAAGCAAGCAGGCGGUUCAAAGAAAAUUAAAGAAGCAAACCUUCCACCGCAUAAGCAUACAGGAACUACAAACUUUUCUGGCGACCAUAGACACUCAUUAAGAGACCACCCAUUAUACAACUCAGACUAUGAAGCUGGUUAUGAUGUUUUAUCUCCAGCUUAUAACGAUUCAACAAGAAAGACUUUUCGACAAACUGAACCGGGAGGAAAUCAUGUCCAUACUUUCACAACAAAUCCAACAGGCUCAGGUGAAGAUUACAUGCCACCAUUUAUGACUGUAUUUGCAUGGUACCGAAUGAACUAA